This is a messenger RNA of Salarias fasciatus (jewelled blenny), 3415 nucleotides long. It is a transcript of the gene dzip1, whose product is annotated as DAZ interacting zinc finger protein 1. Gene Ontology annotation, cellular component: cytoplasm; ciliary basal body. The coding region runs from base 471 to 3182 and encodes 903 amino acids. The record is from RefSeq and is a predicted model, not a curated record. Gene Ontology annotation, biological process: cilium assembly. Lineage: Eukaryota; Metazoa; Chordata; Actinopteri; Blenniiformes; Blenniidae. The transcript is spliced from 18 exons.
GCUCAGUUGAAGUACUUUACGGUGUAUUUUAAACGAUGUGUUAAAGUUUUUUUUUUUUCUUUUCAUUUUACGUCAACUAAAAAAAAAAAAACGGCGUCCGUUAGCUCGGCACGGGAAAGCUUCGAGAGCUUCAAGGGCUUCGUUUUUUGCGUUCGAGCCGGAGUUAAAUGAGGGUGUGAGAUGUCUGAAGACGACUGAACGUGUGCGCUUAUUGUUUGUGAAGAGAAAGAGGGAGAAAGAGAGAGAAACACGAUGCGGGCGGAUUAAGCGUGUGAGCACGGAGACGUGGACGCCUCACGAGAGAGUCGGAUCAGGGACACAUUUGUCACUGUGUUUUCACAACAUUCCCCUCCCGUGGGGACGCUUACUGCGGUCUCCAUGGUAACGCUGCGGACGCCCAGCCCCGCGUGUCUCUUUGAGCUGCAGAGAGGAGGAGGAGAGGAGGAGGAGACCACCGAUCAGGGUGGGAGAUGCCGUUUCAGGACGGAGUGUACUACCCUCUCAGCAGUGACACCCACUCCUCGGCGGGGAUCCCCUCCCUCCUGAAUUCUCCUCUCAGCGUGAUGACUCCAUCCAGCGGGAACAACUCGGCCGCCGCUGCCGCCGCCGCCGGGAUCCCCUUCAAGUUCCGCCCGCGGCGGGAGAGCGUGGACUGGCGGCGCAUCAACGCGGUGGACGUGGACCUGGUGGUGAGCCAGCUGGACGUGGACGCCCUGCAGGAGCACGUCGGCACCGUGACGUUCUGCAGCCUGGAGGGCGAGCGCUGCCCUCGCUGCCAGGGCCCCGUGGACCCCGCGCUGGUCAAGCUGCUGCGGCUGGCGCAGCUCACCGUGGAGUGGCUCCUGCACUGCCAGGAGUUCCUGGCGCUCAACCUGCGGGCGGCCGAGGAGAGGCUGGCGGCGGCCGGCCGGGAGCGAGACGAGCUGCUGGAACGGCAGAGGGGGCAGGAGGAGAAGGCGAAGGCGCUCAUGGCCGAGCUCAAGCAGCGCAAGAAGGUCAUCCGCACGCAGCAGUCCCUGCUCGCACCGCGGAUCAUCAGCCACAAGUGUCUGCACUGCGAAAAAACCUUCAUGAACUCCUCUUUCCUCCAGAACCACGUGCAGCGUCGGCACCCCGACGAGUUCGACGCCCAGCUGCGGUCCGACAGCGAGAAGAAGUCCCAGAUCGACAGCCUCAAGUCUGAGAUCAGCAGCCUGAAGGAGCAGGUCGUCCAGCAGCAGCAGGCGCUGCAGGCCAAGGCAGCUCAGGAGAAGGAGCAGCAGUCCAUGCACAAGGACCUGCUGAGGGAGCUGGACCGCUUCAAGGCCGAGGAAAUGGCCCGCAUGGAUCGCAAGAUCGAAGACAGCCGGGACGGCAUGCGCAAGGAGAUGGAGUUCCUGUACAGUCGCAACAUCCAAGCUCUCAACGAAGUGAGUCAGAGCCAGUCGGUGAGGCAGGAGAAGGAGAAGUCGCUCGGCUCGGCUCCCUCGCAGCCCGAGAGGGACGUGGACAGCCACAGAGACGAGCAGAUCCACAAGCUGCAGCUCCUGAUGAACAAGCAGAACAGGAAAUGGGAAUCCAGGCUGCAGGAGAUGAAAUCUCAGCACGAGUCUGAAAAGAUCGAGCUGCACGGCGAGCUGAACCGGAUGCGCUCGUCGGUGUUGGAGCAGCAGGAGCGAAGCCAGGAGAUGAUGAGGAAGCUGCAGGAGAAGGAGCAGACUGUCCGAGCUCAGAGGGACCAGAUAAAGAGCAUCUCCUCAAAGGCUGAAGUCACACAAGUGCCCGUGGUGGUCAACGCCCCGCCUCCGGAGCCCAAGCAGAAGCGAGUGGUGCUUGAGGAGCCAGUCUCUGCUCUAAAGCUGGAUCCUAUACAGGAGCUGUCAGAGGAGGACAGAGGUAAAACAAACGCUCCGCUGCAUGCCGCCGCUGCUGCAUGCAGUGCAGGGAAGUCUCCCGUGGUGCUUUCGAUGUCCGUUCAUGGCGUGGUAGACGUGCUCCUCAUCCGCCAGGCUCGUGCAUGUCGUGGUUUGAGCCCGCGGCGCUCCGCCUCCCGCCGUCCCGCUCCUCACCGCCGGCUGUCCUCCACAGACUCCAGCAGCGUGUCUGAGCGGAGGCCCGCGGAGAGGAAGGCCGAGGCGGCGCCGGAGAAGAAGCAGAGGCCGAGCAGCCGCAGCAGCAGCAGCAGCCGCAACGCGCUGAAAACCAACCCCAACAUCAAGAGGGAGAUGCGUCCAGAGCUGGAGGAGGCUGUGACUCGGAGGCUGGAGAGCCUGGGAGUCAGGCCGGAUCAGAGCGCCCUGAAGAGCAAGGAUCUGGCCUCGGUCCGGGACAAGGUGAAGCUGAAGCGGGAGACUGUGGCGAAGGAGAUGCCGGAUUACUGGCGUCAGCGGGAGGAGAUCCGCAGCGCCGUGGAGAAGAAGCUGAGCGCUCAGACGAAGGGCAGCGAUCCCACCGCCAGGCGUCAGGUCCAAGUGCUGCAGAUCCGCCCUCGCUCCAGCAGCCUGCCCUCCAGACCAGCAGCCAAACAGCCAAAGACCCCCCAGCCGGCCCCCAGGACCAAGACCGCCAGCACCCCGCCCAAGACGUCCACGCCCAACACCGCCGCUCUGAGGAUCCCCGCCAAGACGCCGCCGUUCAGCUCUGACGAGGAGUCCGAGGACCGACCCGCGUCGCGGCAGGUCCGAGGGAGCCGAGGCGGCCCCAGGCAGGCGGCGGUCAGCAGGAAGCAGAGCGACGACGACGACGGGUGGUCCGACGUCAGCGAGCUGCAGGAGAUCGACCCCCAGCAGCUCGGCCGCUACAGAGACCAGAACGGCAACCUGGAGAGGAGGAACCCCGGGAAAGAGAACAGAAUCAACGACCUGGCCAGAAAAAUGGAGAAGCAGUUUGCGGAGCGAGUGCUGAAGAAGCCAGCAGGGGGCGUCAGCAUCCUGCCUGAGAAGAAGGACGAGGUCCAGGAGCUCACGUACACAGACCUGGAGGAGAGCAGCGACUGGGUGGUCUCCUCCUUGGAGGACAAACCGGGACCCCUGAGGAAGAGCCUGGACUCUCCCAGCACCAGCGUGUGGGGAACCUCCACGGGAAAGGCCCCCAGAUCCGGUCUGACUGAAGCCGGGACCGGAAGCACCCUGAAGAGCAGCCUGUGCUCCCUGAGCGACAUCAGCGACUCGGACGACGCCAGCAAUAGACCCGGCAAAUACUAGAGCCCACCGGGUGACCUCAGCCAGUGCGAGACAGACACCAGCAACACUCCAGAAAGGGAAUUAAUAAGGCCUAGUUUACCUCAGCAGUAACGCCCGCGCACUCUUAUCACUCAACUCCUCACGAGGUACUGCCUAUGGUACCGAGCAUCGUUUGUGUCAAAUUUUGUACGCCACAUUUUAUAGAAAGCCAGCAGAGACUUUGUAUAGAAAAUAUUUAUACAAGCAAUAAAAGA